AACAGAACUCACACUCCAUUUCUUUGCCAAACAGAAAGAUCAGUCAGUCGGUACACUUACACUCGGAGCUCGCUCGAGACCAAGGUUGAAGAUGCCUACUAUGAAAGCUGGGUUUGCCUUCAACGUCGUCAAGUUCUCACCAAAAGGCGGUUAUUCCUGUUCUAUACUACUCUUUGCUGUGUGGAAAUGUCGAUCUGCCGACGCACCUUUCUCCCUCUGCGGUUCAUACGCAACCGCGCUCGCUGGUACUCAGCAUUCAACGAUCGUGAGGAUCAGCCACCUGUUCGAGCCGCUGUUCAACCCGCUGAUCAACAACCCGCUGUUCGAGCCGCUGAUCAACAACCCGCUGUUCGACCCGCUGUUCAACCUCAUAGGUUUCCUUCACUCCUCAAGUCGGUUCUCACUGGCAGAACUGAAAUCCCUGAAUAUUACAAACGUCUAAUUGAAGAGAAACGUCUCGGAAGGGGGCUGAAGGGUCCUUCUCAGAUUACUUUUCAAUUGCUGAAUUGGAGCCUUGGUGAUGCUGCUGCACCAGGUUCCCUGGAGGAGGCAAACAAACUGUUUAAGCAAAGGUUUAAACCAAUUUAUGGUUCCCAUGGUGAAGAUUUGGUUGAAAAUAUGAUUCUUGGGACUUCUGGUGAAGAAUUCAAGGACAUGUUAUGUGCUGUGCUUUUAUUAGAUGGUACUGUAGCAUCAACAGCCCUCUUCCGUCUCAUCGGACCUAAAGUUGCUGAAAUGCCUUUAGCGGCAUCGUCUUUUGAUUUCGAAGGGCAGGCUGUUUUUAGGUGCCUUUUUGAUAUGAUUGUGAACCAGUUGACUAGCUUGAAAGUCACGACAUUGAUCAUUCCUUCGUGUGAGAUCACGAAGGAAUUUUGGAGGGACAGAUAUGGUUUUUCGAUUGUUUCGGAAGAAGAGAAGUUGUUCUAUAGAGAAUCCUACAACAUGACAGAGUUUGGUGAGACGGUUCUGAUGCACAAGAAGCUGUAGGAUUCUGCCUUCGGGGCUCGAGAUCUGAUUGGAUGAAGACAAAGCUAUGUUUUGGGAACAUUCAGAGUUGUUAAUUUUCACCCUUGUUCUAAAGGAUUUUUGUAUACGGAGUUUUAUCGAUGCGGUUACAGAUAAUAUUGUAUAUUCAUUAGAACUUCUUAAUACUAGCAAUAUUGUAUAUUCCUUAAAACUUGUUCAUACUACUAGCACUGAAAUUUGAAAACUUGUUAAUACUAGCAGUAAAGUUUCAUUGUUGA
Molecule: messenger RNA, 1244 nt
Organism: Lotus japonicus
Lineage: Eukaryota; Viridiplantae; Streptophyta; Magnoliopsida; Fabales; Fabaceae
Exons: 7
Coding region: 187-987 (266 amino acids)
Source: RefSeq, a predicted model, not a curated record